This is a messenger RNA of Capra hircus (goat), 1495 nucleotides long. RefSeq names its product tetraspanin 19 (gene TSPAN19). The record is from RefSeq and is a predicted model, not a curated record. Bases 76 to 747 code for a protein of 223 amino acids. Gene Ontology annotation, cellular component: membrane. NCBI's taxonomy places the organism in Eukaryota, Metazoa, Chordata, Mammalia, Artiodactyla, Bovidae. The transcript has 8 exons.
ACGAACGCUUCAUCUCAGGAGCUCGGUGAGGAACUACAUUUUAUUCCAGAAUCAUCAGUAUAUGCAGAGGAAAAAAUGUCAAGGAAAAACAAAGGGUUGAUUUUUAAAUACUUUCUUAAUCUCAUUAAUGGAGCUUUCUUGGUUCUGGGACUUUUACUCAUGGGAUUUGGUACCUGGCUUUUAUUAGAUGGAAAUAAUUUUUUCACAGCUUUGGAUGAAAAUAAUCACUUGACAGUGUAUAUUUUUCGAAUUUUGAUUGGAACUGGAUCUGCUAUUCUUCUUCUUUGUCUCUUGGGUUAUUUGGGAAUUCACAAUGAGAUCAGGUGGCUCCUAAUUCUGGUUCACCAAGCAUGGCAUGAUAAAAUUGAUUCCAUCAUUUCUGAGUAUGGAUCUGAGGAUUUCCCUCAAGAUGUACCCAAGUGGGUGAUUCUGAAUGCUCUGCAGAAAAUGUUUCAGUGUUGUGACCUAAAAAAUUACUCAGACUGGACCAAGAACAAGAAUAAAGAAAAUUCAGAACAGGUGCCAUGUUCUUGCACAAAUUCUACAUUAAGAAAGUGGUUUUGUGAUGAGCCACUGAAUGCAACGUACCUACAGGGUUGUGAAAAUAAAAUCAACACAUGGUAUCAUGCUAAUGCUUUGACAUUAAUUGGAAUUAACUUUGGACUUUUGGCUUCAGAGGUUUUGCAAUUCUCAUUAACUGUUUGUUUCUUCAGACACAUCAAGAAUAGAAUAUAUGCAGAAAAGUGAUCACUGGAUUUUAAUUUGUCUGGAAGAAACCAAUUAACUCUUAAAAUAAUCAUAUUGAAUUCUUCUAGUCCAAAAUAAAAGUUUUGAAUUACAUUUAUUGUUUAAGAUUUAAUCAAGUCAGUGGUUAUAUGUGACACAGAAUUAUUGAAUAUAAUAUCAUUCCAUGAAAUUUUUAUUAAUAUCAAAUUCUACAGUUCAGUACAUUGUCAUUUUCUGAAUUUGGAGGAUAUCAUUGAAUAUACUAAUUUCAAUAUAUGGUAAAUUAUCAUGUAUGUUUUGAGUGUCAUAUGUAGAAAAAGAUACCUGUAUGAUGCUCAGAAAAUACUGUGUAAGCAAUUAUAACAUAUACCUUACAUUUACAAAUUUUAGGUAAAUAACACUGAUUUAUAGAUUUCAAAGAAAGAAUGAAAAUCUCGACGACACUGACCUCUACACUGAAUUAAUCUUUUAUUUCUCUCUUCUUACAAUGCUUAGAAAGUGGAUAAUAAAUUUACAGUUUUACAAGUUUGGAUAUACUUAAGUGGCAAUAAGAAAAUAUUUUAAAAAACAUGAAUUUUUAAAUAUAGUAAAAAUAAUCUAGUCUAAGUACUCACUGAAGUCUCAUACUCAUUACCUUCUCAUUUUUCCCUUUUUUGUAAGUUAUGCUCAGUGAAUGCAUAUACAAUUUUUUGAAGGAUAUAAAAAUAACCUACCUGUUCUAUUUUCCUAACAAUGAUACUGUGAGAACAGAAAAAAAAACUUCUUUGAA